AAGAUCGCCAACGCGCAGGUCGGGGGGAAGGCGAGUGAGUACAAACAGACACUGCAGGACACCUAGCCGGGGUUGCCUGCUUCGUUCUCAAGAACCGCCUCGCGCGCCAGUCCGGCUCGCUCACAGUGAAGGACGCCAACGAGGUGCUGGACAAGAUCGCCAACGCGCAGGUCGGGGGGAAGGCGAGUGAGUACAAACAGACACUGCAGGACACCUAGCCGGGGUUGCCUGCUUCGUUCUCAAGAACCGCCUCGCGCGCCAGUCCGGCUCGCUCACAGUGAAGGACGCCAACGAGGUGCUGGACAAGAUCGCCAACGCGCAGGUCGGGGGGAAGGCGAGAGUACUGGACGAGGCCUUCGGCACAGUAUUCCGUCAGCUGAGCGCCAAGCAACUGAAGUGGUUCCUACGUGUAGUGCUGAGGACCUCCGCCUGCGGAUAGGCCAGGCGAGGCUCCUGGCUGCCAUGCACCCUGAUGCCCCUGAGUACUAUGACUCUUGCAGCAACCUGCUUAAGACCUGUUCGGAGUUGGAGCCAGGCACGGCGCGCCCUCUGGAGCUCGGCGUGCAAGUGUUCUGCGCCGUCAGCCCCAUGCUGUCAGAGCGCCUCGACGUGACGCGCGUGUUGCGGUUACCACCUGCAGCUUACAUUGUGGAGGAUAAGUUCGAUGGCGAGCGGUUUCAGAUCCACAUGCAAGAUGGCGUGUUCGAGUAUUUCUCCCGCAAGGGCCACGCGUACGGGAACCACUACGGCACCGGAGACGACAACGGUCUGCUGACUCCAAAACUACGAAACGGACUCGAUCCAGGAGUUAAAAGUAUGGUGCUGGACGGCGAGAUGAUGGGCUGGCACAAGCAGCGCCAGGUCUUCGGUAGCAAAGGCAUGUCCUUUGACGUGAAGAAGAUAACCGAAAACUCCGCCUUCCAACCAUGCUUCUGCGCCUUCGACGUGCUCCACUACAACGGACGGAACCUAGCCGGCCCGGCCGGCAGCGGCGGGGCUCCUCUACGGGAACGACUCGCUAUACUGGACUCCAUCGUAACAGACGUUCCAGGAGUGUUGCUGCGAAGCAAGCGCCGUCAAGUCACUGAUCUUUCGGAGAUCCUGGAGGCGCUAAACAGAGCGAUCGAGGACCAGGAGGAAGGCAUCGUGGUGAAAGACCUGGACUCGCACUACCUGGCCAACCGCCGCAAUGCCGGCUGGUACAAGGUCAAACCCGAGUACACGGAAGGUACGAUGGUGGAACUGGAUUUAGUGGUGGUUGGCGCAGAGGAAGCCAGCGACAAGCGGCGCGGGCGCGCGCGCAGCUUCCACGUCGCCUGCGCGGACGGCGCGCCCGGGCGCCCCCACCGCUGGGUGGUGGUGGGUCGCGUGGCUACAGGCCUGACGUUCGAGCAGCGCGAGACGUUGUGCGCGACGCUGGAGCGCCACUGGGUGUCGAGGAGGGACGCGCCGCCGCCCGCCUGCCUCGUCUUCAACAAGGAGAAGCCGGACUUCUGGGUCCUGCCCGAACAUUCCAUCAUUUUACAAGUGCGCGCGACGGAGCUAAUCCGCAGCACGGACUUCGGCACGUCGCACACGCUGCGGUUCCCGCGCGUCACGGCGGUGCGCGACGACAAGCCCGCGGCGGACGCCAUGCCUCUAGCCGAGUUCAACGCGCUGGUCAAGGACGGGUCGGUGGUGAAGCUCAGCAAGCGGCCGGUGGCGGCGGCCGCGCUGGAGCCCGGAGCCGCGCCGCGCCGCAAGCGCACGGCGCGCGGGCCGGAAGUGCCCGCGCAGUUCCGCACGCAACCUGUGCAGGACGUCGAGGUGGUGUCCGCGGCGCUGAGAGGGCGAGAGAUCUGCGUGCUGUCGGGCGACGAAGUCAGCAGUAAGGCCGACCUCGUGCGUUUGGUGCAGUCUCACGGCGGCCGACACGUCGAGAACGUAGGGCCUUCGACAUGGUGCUGUGUGUCGGGGCGGCGGGCGCGGGGCGCGGGCGCGGCGGCGGCGCGGGGCGCGGACGUGGCGGCGGCCGCCUGGCUGCGCGCGCUGCCGCCCGCGCGCGCGCCCGCGCAGCUCGCGCCGCUGGACCUGCUGGCGGCCAGCGCGGCCACGAGGGCGGCCAUGUGUCGGCGGUACGACCGCUUCGGGGACAGCUACGUGGACGCCACCGACGAGGACACGCUCCGCCGGUGCUUCAUGAAAGUAGACGAGGAGCCCGAGAUCUACCUGACCCGCACCGAGAUGCUCAAAGUGGACCGCCUGCUCUUCGGCGACCAGCACCCCUUCUCCUUCCUCCGCAACUGCGCCCUCCACUUCCCCUCCCCCGCCAGCAACACGCUCGUCGCCCGGAUGUACGGGGCGGCCGUCGUGGAGCCCCACGAGCCUGCUCUGACGCAUAUAGUCCUGCCGCGGGGCUCCGGCGCGGCGGACGUGUCGCGCGCCGAGCGGCUCGGCCGGGGGCUGCUGGUGUCGGAGGAGUGGCUGGACGCGUGCGUGGAGCAGCAACAGUAUGUCAGUGAGAAGCCGUUUCUGUUUAACAGUAUACAUUUGUAUGUGCCUUAACUUACUGAAUAAAGAAAGUAUACUUGUGUAA
Molecule: messenger RNA, 2575 nt
Organism: Cydia pomonella (codling moth)
Lineage: Eukaryota; Metazoa; Arthropoda; Insecta; Lepidoptera; Tortricidae
Product: DNA ligase 4-like
Exons: 13
Coding region: 463-2544 (693 amino acids)
Biological process (GO): double-strand break repair via nonhomologous end joining; DNA biosynthetic process; DNA recombination
Cellular component (GO): DNA ligase IV complex; DNA-dependent protein kinase-DNA ligase 4 complex
Molecular function (GO): ATP binding; DNA binding; DNA ligase (ATP) activity
Source: RefSeq, a predicted model, not a curated record